AUGACUACUCUACGAGCUAAAGCUGUCUUGAUUGGUGAUGAAGUUCAUGUUGCUGGUAAUAAAGAUCAGUGGGGUCGUGGCAGUGGAGAAACAUCGAAUGAAGGAAAAUUGAGUACGACAGCUGGAUCAUCAAAAAAACCAGUUUAUGGUGUUGUUGAAUUUGAACAAAAUGGUGAUACAGUUGUUAUGACAGGAAAAAUUGAAGGACUUGGAGAAAAUACACAACAUGGCUUUCAUAUUCAUGAAUUUGGUGAUGUUAGCAAUGGAUGUACAUCAGCAGGUACACAUUUUAAUCCACAUAAAAAACAGCAUGCUGGUCCUGAUGAUGCUGAUCGACAUGUGGGUGAUUUAGGAAAUGUUCAAUCGGAUGCUCAUGGUGUGGUAACAUUGAAUAUUAAAGAUAAAGUAAUAGCUCUUCAUGGUGAACAUUCAAUUCUUGGUCGUUGUUUGGUUAUUCAUGAAAAACCAGAUGACUUAGGUCGUGGUGGUGAUGAAGAAUCGAAAAAAACUGGUAAUGCUGGAAAACGUUUAGCUUGUGGUAUUGUUGGUACUGUCAAUCCAGAAAAAAAGUAA
Molecule: messenger RNA, 573 nt
Organism: Rotaria sp. Silwood2
Lineage: Eukaryota; Metazoa; Rotifera; Eurotatoria; Philodinida; Philodinidae
Source: the annotation of a GenBank genome assembly